This is a messenger RNA of Cryptotermes secundus, 5061 nucleotides long. Its product is annotated as zinc finger protein 62 homolog. Bases 1001 to 4345 code for a protein of 1114 amino acids. The record is from RefSeq and is a predicted model, not a curated record. Gene Ontology annotation, biological process: regulation of transcription by RNA polymerase II. NCBI's taxonomy places the organism in Eukaryota, Metazoa, Arthropoda, Insecta, Blattodea, Kalotermitidae. Gene Ontology annotation, cellular component: nucleus. Gene Ontology annotation, molecular function: DNA-binding transcription factor activity, RNA polymerase II-specific; RNA polymerase II transcription regulatory region sequence-specific DNA binding. The transcript has 4 exons.
GAUGUGUUUGAAACAUCGCUAUUAGAUAUUAGAUCUCGCUCACAUAGUUAUGCGUCUUGUAGGCCACGCCGAGUUGCAUUAUACGAAUAAUAUCUAUGAUUGGACCGUAAACACAGGAAAGCAGUAUUAAAAUUAUUGCAUUUGAAUAUUCUGAUAUAGAAGAAUGAAAAAUUGUAGUGUUAACAGGUUAGGUGUUGGAGAAUAAUAUAGCUGGAUGGUUAGGGAAUGUUGCCCGUAAGUUUUAACAUCAUGAUUGCCCCCUAUGAGCGCCUUCCGUGAAUUGCAAAGAUGACAUUUUCAGAAUCGGAACCUUUUAAAACAUGUUGAGAGGUUGGAAUGGCUGUUGUGCAACACAUUUCGGGACACAAAUUUGAGAUACAAGGUGUAUAAAAUGGACAUCAACCAAGCUGGUUCGAAAGCGGGAACGCUCUAGACCCCACUAGACUAAUUAAUAUCUUUGAAGUAAUAGAUUCUAAUCUUGACCGAGAUACCGGCUUUCGGGAUUAAAGGUUUCUGCGGUUUUCCUCAGUACCUGCAGGCAACUGCCAAAAAGUACCUCAAUUAGACAACGGUUGCCCCUUUCAAAAUUCUACCUUUGAACACCAUGUAGUCUUAGUCCAACCUUAAAUUAGAAGUACAAAAAAAACAGCUUGUUUUGAGGAGUUUGUUACUUAAUAUACCAUUAGUAUUCACUGAACUCAUAUUUCUUAGUAACUGCAGUCACUAGAUCAUGAUGUGUGACUAGUGAAACACAAAUUGUCAGUCAGUGGAAUUUAUUUUUAUCUAACUUCUCCCAUCAGUUAAACGGUGUAUCUUCAUAGUACAGUGAGUGGUUGUGGAAAACCGGUCUUGUCAAGGACUGCACAGUAAUAUUUAUUCCAAAAGUAUUAUUCCCCGUUGCUUUAUAUGUGAUGAGGAAAUUAUAGGCCGAGGGGUUCCUCUGUUAGUAAGUUGUACAUCAUAUACAAAGACUGGACUUCCAACAAAAAUAGGACAGCUGAUGGGGGAAGGCUUCAUGGUGGUUGUAUCAAUUGAAGAUAUGCUUUGCAAACACUGUGGUGCUUUGUUGAAUCACCUUGAUAAAUUAGAAUCUGAUCUGGAUAUUGUUAAACGGGCUCUAACUGGCUACUUGAAGAUGAAGUAUGGACUCACAGAAGAUACUGAUGAACAAAGAAAACAUCUGAAACAGCAUAUAACAAAUCAAACAAAUGUACAAGAAAUAGCUAGUAUGAGAGCUGAUGACACGAACUCUGACAUAGAAGACACUGUUUCUGAGGAUUCUCAUGAAAGUGAAUCAGUGACUGGGUCUUCGCAUGGAGCAGUGAAUAACAAAAGAACCAUCGAAAUUCUCCUAGAUGAGGGUGGUGCUUCCAAAGAUCACUCACAGAUCCAAAAACAGGACUCAUCCCAAUCUUUGAAGAUGUACAAGUGUACAGUUUGCAAUUUUAAAACAUCAGAACUUACUCUGUUCCUGCCUCACCUUUUGUCAUGCAUUGAGUUACCUUACAAAUGCACCAUGUGUGAAAAAAGGUUUGAGAGUCAUAAGUAUGUUAGGAAUCAUAUCAUGGAAGCACAUCUUUCAAAUUGGACAUGCCAUUUUUGUAAUAAAAAAUUCAGCGAAGAAGAGGAUUUCACAGCACACAUGAAGAUACAUUUAGGUCACAGAAAUGGCUCCCCAAAAAUCCAUACAGAAGAUUCACAGUCAGCCAUUGGAAGUGUGAAUGCACUAUACAGUUCUCAGAGUGUGCUGGGUAAUUAUGAAUGUAAUAUUUGUGAUUACCAAUGUAGCAGUAAAGAAAUGUUUGACAAACAUGUACGUAGGCAUUCCAUGUUCAAAAUUUUUCACUGUAAUGUUUGUAGGAAGGAGUUCCAGCACCAGGAAGAUUUGUCACAUCAUGUAUCGGAACUGUGUUCUGCAGAAUCUAAGAAUAAAAGUAGCCUACUAGACUACCAACACACACUAACAACAGAAAUGAAGGGAGAGACAUUCCAUGACAGAGGAGACGAAAUAACAGAAUUGUCAUACCAGAAAUCAGAUGGUAUAGUAAAACCACCUUCUGAGGAAAGGCAACUGGAUAGUUUCAUAACAGAAACUAAGAAUAAACCUCAUGGAGGGCCAUCUGAUGAGUGUAGGGGAAAUGAAAUAGAAUUUCAUACGUGUCGUAUAUGUUCACUGACUUUUGUGAAUGAAUCUCUUUUUAUGGAACAUAUCAAGAUGCAUAAGCAAGAGGGAGCCAGUGAAGAACUGUUUAGGCAGAAUUCCAGUCAGCUCCUACAGAUGGGUAAAGUCAGUCCGGAUGAUGAUUCGACAGAACAUGAAGUUAACUCGAUUGAUUCCGAAGGGAGACAACAGUAUGUUGAACUGGAUGAAAGUCUGGAGGAUAUGUUUGAAAAGCUUCAUGCGGAGACAGAAACUAUUCAUUCUUCUGAAAUGAAAGAAGCAUCAAACAGAAACACUCUGUCAGUAUCUGAAUGCAACAUAUGUCACGAGGAAUUUGUGAACUAUGAUGAUCUGCAGCUGCAUAAAGUAACACAAAUGCAUCUUGGUAAUGAUUCUCAGAAUGAUGUAGACAUGUUGAUUGACAAUAAAAGUGGUGCUUCUGUACCUGACCCAUUUGACCAAUGUAAAACUGAAGAAAAUAUACUGGAUAUGCAACAGAAUGAAAGAAUAGUAGACAGUGGCUUGAAUGCUGAAACUUCAUCAGUUGGACAUAUUGGAAAUCCAGAAAUUUUACCUGUACAGCAUGACCAUUGCCAAAUUCAAGAAAAUGAAAAUGCAAAGGAUGGCUUUCUUGAUAUUUUUGAUAUGGUGCGAGAAAAAAAGCUUUCUGCUAAAGACAGUGCUAAAAUAGAUACCAAUUUACUGCAGGAAACACAGGUUAAGACAGAACAGAUUGAAGUUGUGCCUGCAGCAGAGUUUCAUCCAUACAUAUCGGACAUGAAACAUCUGGGUGAUAGCAAAUUAUAUGACACUGCCCCUAUUCCAAUUCAGAGUAAGAAGACCUAUGUAUGUGCAAUGUGUGGUUAUCGAACUUCAGCAAUGUUUGAUUUGAGAAGACACUUCAAAGAACAUAGACAGAAAACAUUUCACUGCAAAAUUUGCAACAAAGUAUUGCCAAGCACUCAGAAACUGUGUACUCACUUAAAAAGUCAUGAGAAGUUUCAUGGCAGAAUGACAUGUCCAUAUUGUUAUGGACAGUUCCCUGACAGAUGCAGCCUUCAGCAGCAUUUGCAAGAGAAGCAUCAGAAGGAGAAGGUGAUGUACAAAUGUUCAUUUUGCAGUGAUACAUUCAACACAAAAAAAGCAUACAAAGUGCAUGAGGAGAUUCAUCCGGAAAGAUUUUCUUUUAGGUGUAAUGAAUGUGGCAUACCAUUCCUGAAGGAGAAGCAACUUCUUGAUCACAAGGAUUCAAUUCACAGGGAUCCACACUGCCGCUUCUGUGGAAAAGAGAUAGUGAAAGCAAAGACCCUCAGAAAUCAUGAACUCAGACAUCUCAGACAAAAAGACAGUUUUGAAUGUGACAUCUGUAAACGUGUGUUUAAAACAAAGACAGGUUUGAGGCAUCACAUUGCUGUGCAUACUGGUGAAUACAAGUAUUGCUGUGAUUACUGUGGCCGAGGCUUUAUGUCACGCAUGAUGAUGGAAGAGCACCGCAGCAAGCAUACCAAGGAGGAGCGAUACAUUUGUGAUGUGUGUGGUCGCAAGUUUAGUUUCCAGAGCACAUACUGGAUACACCGUAAGUGGCACGACAACCCCUAUCCUUACAAGUGCAGCUUCUGUGGCAGGAUGUUCCGGCACUCAUCACUGCUGGCAGUUCACAAGAGAACCCACACAGGUGAGCGUCCAUACAAAUGUCCACAUUGCCCAUUAACAUUUCCUGUCGGUGGAACACUGAAGCGCCAUCUUAUCUUGCACACUGGUGUGUACCCAUUUAACUGUGAGAACUGCAAACGUGGUUUCACCACUCGGCAUAAGUAUGCGACACAUCUUGCAAAGAUCCAUGGAGACUUUGAGAUGCUUCACACUAAACCCCAACAGAGUGAGUUCAAAAUGGUCAUUCGAGAUGACCCCAGACCUGUCCAACAGCCAACAGUCUGGGAAGUCACAGACAACUCUGUUCCAGACCAAAUGAAUUUCAAACUAGAGACAGUUACAGGAGAUGACACAAGUAAAGACCCAGCUGGGGAAGGAAUUGCAUGCACUAUAGUUUCAGAUGACCUGUUAGUAGAUAACAUGGUUCCUACCAGAGUAGUGGAAAUUGUUCUAGAUGAAACUUCUCAAGCUGUUGCAACAGUUACACUAGCAGAACAUGCAAAUAUCCUCCCAGAUAUCUGGUAUCAGUAGGUCUCACCACACACAUGUAUCACAGUUGUUUAUAACAACAGAAAACAGAAAUGCUGUAUACAGUAUGCUUUAAAGAGAUGAUAUACUCCAUCUGCUACAGGAACAAUGGUGAGUCAGUCAGUAACCUAGACUGUUACAUCAUCAUCAUAAAGUUACUAGAUUGUUUUCAAAAUACUUCCAGUAUUCACACAUCAGUAGGAAAUUUGGAUGUAUACAGGACUUUGCUACCAUAAGGUUGCAUACACAAAGUAUACCAUACCAUGAUUCAUAGAGUAGAUGUGGGGUGGUAAGUUGCUAGAAGGGGGGGCUGUUCCUUCACUUCAUGAUCGUAGACUGCUUAAUGGACUUUGAAAUAGAAGUGAAAUUCAUUACUGGUGCAUGUACAAGAUACAAACAAAAGCAAAAGGAUGGGGUUGACAGGGUAAAUAAGCAUAAAAGUGGUCUCUGAUGAGAGCUUUACCAACUUCUGUUGUAAAUAAUGUACUGAAAAGUGAGGUGAUUUGAAUGAUGCUGUGUAACACCUAUGGUGAAAAUCUUUCACUUACUGCUGAUGGCACUGUAUUUCCUGGCAUACUAAUUCUUUCAGAUGAGCAAAUGUUAUUUCUGAAUAACCUGCUGGAGUAUUUUAAUUCAUGAAUUGUUAUAAUCACACCUCAGUUGUUUUUCCUAGGCCGAUAAAAAUCCAUAAAGGGAUUGAAAGUGUUUUUAUUUAAUUA